Messenger RNA from Panicum hallii, 1236 nucleotides. RefSeq lists its product as uncharacterized. Gene Ontology annotation, molecular function: carbohydrate binding. The record is from RefSeq and is a predicted model, not a curated record. Lineage: Eukaryota; Viridiplantae; Streptophyta; Magnoliopsida; Poales; Poaceae. Bases 85 to 1023 code for a protein of 312 amino acids. The transcript is spliced from 2 exons.
ACUCCUCCUGAUCGAGUCUCGAGCGCCACUAACACCUGCAGCUAGCUAGCUCUUAGCACUGCUGAUCUCUUCGAGCCUAGACCCAUGGCGACCAACCCAUCCAGCCUCCGACUCCAAGUCACUCCCAGCGCCGCGCCCACCGAGUGCAGCGAGCUCAGCUUCCAGGGCCUGUACCUGUUCCACACGCCCCUGGGCCCCAAGGCCAACCAGGCCCUGAUCAUAGACGGCAAGGGGCCGAUUGGCGCCACUGCCGUCAACAACUGGACGGUGUGCGACGGGCCAGGGCCGGACGCCAAGGUCGUCGCCCGCGCGCAGGGCCUACACAUCCAGGCCGGGAACUGGCUCAACUCCUUCAGCCUCGUCUUCGAGAACGAAGGGUUUAGUGGGUCCACACUUCAGGUGAUGGGGAUCACCGUCGAAGCUGGGGAGUGGGCGAUCGUUGGGGGCACCGGCCAGUUUGCCAUGGCGACCGGCGUCAUCACCAAGAAGUUCCAUGAGCAGAGAAGCGACGGCAACAUCAUAGAGCUCGCUAUCCGUGCCUUCUGCCCACUGCUCAAAGGGACAAGGGUGCAGCACCCUGUCACGAAGAUUGGGACAUGGGGUGGGAGCGGAGGGAACCCUAUGGACAUCACCGAGGCGCCCAAGCGUCUGGAGAGCAUCACCGUCCGCAGCGGCCCGGGCGUCGUCGCCGCCAUCGCCUUCUCCUACGUCGACCACGCCGGCCAGAAGCACGCCGCCGGUCCCUGGGGCGGCUCCGGUGGGCAGCCUCACACGGUCCAGCUCGGCGAGUCCGAGGUCGUCACCCAACUGUCCGGGACAGUCGCCGGCUUCGGCGGCAUCGCCGCCGUGGUAACCUCGAUCAAGUUCGUCACCAACCUCGGGACCCACGGGCCGUGGGGGGAGGAGAAGGGGACCCCGUUCGCCGUCCCCGUGCAGCCUGGCAGCGGCGUCGUGGGCUUCUUCGCGCGCAGCGGGAUCUACCUCGAUGCCAUCGGCGUCUACGUGCGCCCCUCUGAACUCUGAAUGAAGCAGCAGCUGCUUCUUGAUCGGUCGGCCGGCUUGCUGUUUCCGAUUUGGCUUGCUUUCGUUUGACACUUCUCUGAUGUACAACGAACUGAGUUAGGGGAUCCUCCGAUCCCCUCUCGGGUGUCUUGUUUGUGUGGCGUGUUUGCUUCCGUGUCUAGCUUGUUUGAUUUGGUCAAAUAAUAAAGAUGUCGACCGAAGAUUGAUCUAUCA